This is a messenger RNA of Melampsora larici-populina 98AG31, 1209 nucleotides long. RefSeq lists its product as uncharacterized. Lineage: Eukaryota; Fungi; Basidiomycota; Pucciniomycetes; Pucciniales; Melampsoraceae. The record is from RefSeq and is a predicted model, not a curated record. Bases 1 to 1209 code for a protein of 402 amino acids. The transcript has 6 exons.
AUGAAAGAGAGUCUAAAAACUUACCUGGAGAAACCUCCUAAGGAACGGAAGGAACUGUAUCCUUUCUUUGAGAUGUCUCAACCUCAGAGUCAUAGGACAUACACAAAAUUAAUCAAUCAGAUGUUACAGUCAGAAAGAGAAGCUUGGGCUGAAAAGAUUCAAGACCUCUUGAAAUUAGAAUCAGCAAACGAAAAAAUAAGCCUAUGGAAUUUCCUUUUGGAGCUCAUCAACCAUAUGCCAACUCAAGCUGUACAGGUCACUUUGAUGGCAGCUUUGAAGGAGCAAGAAAAGUUCUUCAUGAGAGAAGGCUCGGUAAAUGAAGACAUGGAAAAACUUUUAGAUGAGGUAAAGCUUAAAUGCGUACAUGAGAUCAAAUAUCAUGCAACCUCUUUGAAAGACCAACCUAAAUUGAUGUCAUGGGAUCACGACACCACUCGCAGCAAAUCCGAUAGGUUCCAGAAUAUCUUUACAAAGCAAAAACAAGAAAAACUUGGAAAAUAUAAAAUGAAACUCGAACAGGAAUGGCUCCCAUCUCAAGCGAACAACUUAUUUGAAUACUGGGCCACACCUCACAUUGAUUACUUUUGGAUAUCUGAAGAUAUGGAUGUUUAUCUUAAAGUGAAAGCUUCCUUUAAAGCCAACAUCGAAAACCAAGUCGUCCUAAUAAAUUUGAUCCAAGCACGACAGAAUAAUUUUGAAAAAAUCAAAUUGGUUCCAGAGUUUGAACAAUGGAUUGCAUCACAAAUUGAGAAAUUGACCCAUGAAUUGAUAGAUUUUAUUAACACCUUGAAUGAUGAAUGCAAGCAAGAAUUGACAAUUCUCUUUCAAAAUGGAUUUGUGAUUUCUAGAGAAAUUAUAAAAUUUGAGAGCCUUCAAUUACAAUUAAGUGAUGGUUUUGCAAUCAUUGGGAGUUGGACUCCGGGACAGAAAAAGAAACUCUUGACAUUUUGGUCAAAGAAUAUACCUUUUUAUCUUGAAAUCAAAGAUACAGAAGCAAAGGAAACUUGGCUUCCCAACCUCGAAGAAUUGAUUCUACAAGACACAGAUCAUAUGGAAAGUGUUAUACAAGAUUUCCUCAAGAUCCCAAUUCCUUCAAACUCUGAAGAGUCUACUUUGGAAAGAUUUCUUAAGUUUCAUGUUGAAGAAACUCGCGCUCAAAGUGUAAAAAAGAUGUCUGAAAGAGGUUUACAAUAUGGCACAACCGCAUGA